This is a messenger RNA of Calidris pugnax (ruff), 989 nucleotides long. Its product is annotated as tripartite motif-containing protein 7-like. Gene Ontology annotation, molecular function: protein binding. The coding region runs from base 310 to 822 and encodes 170 amino acids. The transcript has 3 exons. The record is from RefSeq and is a predicted model, not a curated record. Lineage: Eukaryota; Metazoa; Chordata; Aves; Charadriiformes; Scolopacidae.
CGAGGCCACGGGGGGUUGGAAGGAGGGCUCUGCCUCUCUCUCCUGAAUGAAUGAUGAAUUUGGACCCGGGCUGGCAGGAGGCAGGAGCAGGGAGUGCUGAGAAAACACGGAGCAGCAAAGUCCAACCAGGUGUAAAUCCAUCCCCUCUUCCCUUCCAGGGGCCAGAGGGAAACGCUCUCCCACUCACUCGAGAUUUCCCCGGAGCUGGAAAAGAAAUUCUCGGAUUUCACUGAGAAUUCGGCAAACAUCAAGGAACUUCUGGAGAAAUUCCAAGAUUUCCUGCAGUUCGAGGUUCCCUUGAGAACACAGAUGACGCUGGACCCAGAGACGGCCAACCCCUCGCUUCGUCUCUCGGAAGACUGCAAGCUCGUGCAGUGGCUACACUAUGAACAGGACCUGCCCUCCAACCCAAAAAGGUUCAAAGUCAAGCACUGUGUGCUGGGCUCGAGGGGCUUCACAUCGGGGUGGCACCGCUGGGACGUGGAGGUCCAUGGAGAAGGCUAUUGGGCCAUCGGGGUGGCCAAGGAGUCGGUUCCAAGGGACCGUUUUUUUGUCCUGAAUCCCAAUGAAGGGGUAUGGGCUCUGGGUCAUCUCCUAAAUGAGUACACGGCUCUGACCUGUCCUGAUGUCACCCCCUUGACUCUACGCCGUGUCCCCAAGCGGAUACGAAUCUGCUUGGACUAUGAGGAAGGGAGGGUGGUGUUUUUUGAUGCCGAGAGCAAAGAACGGAUCUUUGCUUUUCCACCGGCGUCUUUCCAAGGGGAGAGAGUCUUCCUGUUGUUUGUGGUGAUGGGGGAUGCUCAACUCAAACUUCUUCCCUAAGGCACCGGACAAAAAAACCCCAAAACCCAACCCCCAAAGCCCUCGAGUUACCCCUGGGAAAGAAACCAGGGGCUGGGUUUUGUCCCAAUCCCACCAAAGGGACAGGAAAGGGGAGCGGUGUUCAGGUUCCUUCCCUUUAGGGCAAAAUGGGAGCAUUUCUGUGCCUU